This is a messenger RNA of Folsomia candida, 2554 nucleotides long. It is a transcript of the gene Ddx1, whose product is annotated as ATP-dependent RNA helicase Ddx1. The transcript is spliced from 9 exons. Lineage: Eukaryota; Metazoa; Arthropoda; Collembola; Entomobryomorpha; Isotomidae. Gene Ontology annotation, molecular function: ATP binding; protein binding; nucleic acid binding. The coding region runs from base 131 to 2368 and encodes 745 amino acids. The record is from RefSeq and is a predicted model, not a curated record.
AUCUGCCUCCUCAGCCGCCAGCCAAACAGUAAUCAGUUGCUGUGUGUAGCAGACAAAAAUAUAUCAGCGCCGGCCCUACCAUCGCUUAUAUUAUUUAUCAACAGAGAGCUUAUCUUUUAGGCAGUUAUCCAUGACCGCGUUUGAGGAGAUGGGAAUGAUGGGGGAGUUGGCCAGAGCCACCGAAGACAUGGACUGGACCCUCCCCACUGAUGUUCAAGCUGAAGCAAUUCCCCUCAUCCUUGGCGGCGGUGACGUUCUUAUGGCUGCGGAAACGGGGUCCGGCAAAACAGGAGCCUUUUGUCUUCCAGUCCUUCAAUCUGUUUGGGAGACGCUGAAGGAGAUUCGCGAGGGGAGAAGCGGAGGGGGCAAUACUAGCAGUUCAUCCUCCUCAUCAUCCAAAUGGGCAUUGUCUGUGUACGAUCGUGGCUCGGCAUUUGCAAUAAGUCCGGAUGGACUACGUUGCCAGUCACGUGAGUUUAAGGAUUGGCAUGGGUGUCGUGGGACGAAGGGUGUGGUGGGAAAGGGGGCCUACUAUUUUGAAACAAUUGUCCAAGAUGAAGGGUUGUGCAGAGUGGGUUGGUCUACACACCAGGCCAGUCAUGAGCUGGGCACGGAUCGUUACAGUUUCGGUUUUGGUGGAACUGGGAAGAAAUCGCAUUGCAAACAGUUUGACGAUUACGGAGAGCCAUUUGGAAAAUCGGAUGUUAUUGGAUGUUGUCUCGACCUGGACCGGAGUGAAGUACGAUUCACUAAAAAUGGAAAAGACUUUGGCGUAGCAUUCCAAAUUCCUGCGAGCCUUCGAGGUGAAAUCAUUUACCCUGCAGUGGUUCUAAAAAAUGCCGAAAUACUAUUCAAUUUUGGCGACCAAGCAUGGAAGCACGAGCCUCCCAAGGGAUUCAUUGGCUUGGCACAAGUUCAAGAGGACCAGCUCGUGCAGGUCAAGAGUAAUCCGAACCAUGGAGCCAACAAAGGAGCUCAACAGCCUCUAAAAAACGUGUCAAAUGCGCCUCAAGCUAUCAUCAUGGAGCCUUCCCGUGAACUGGCCGAACAAACUUUUACACAAAUUCAAAAAUUUAAAAAGUACUUGGACGCUCCCCCCAUCCGAGAAUUGUUGGUCAUUGGAGGAGUUGCUGUGCGUGAUCAGAUUGAAGCUCUCAGUCGAGGCGUCGACAUUGUUGUGGGGACUCCAGGACGGUUGGAAGAGCUCAUCGGUUCAGGCCACAUCUCACUCGCUCACACCCGAUUCUUCAUCCUCGACGAGGCUGACGGUCUCCUGAAAGCAGGGUACACCCAACUCAUUCACAAAAUGCACGGUCAAAUUCCCAAAGUCACUGCAGAUAUGAAACGACUUCAAAUGAUUGUGUGUUCCGCCACGUUACACGAUUUUGAAGUGAAGAAACUGGCUGAAAAGCUCAUGUACUUUCCUACCUGGGUUGACCUGAAAGGUGAAGACGCCGUACCGGAAACUGUGCACCAUGUUGUGGUUCCCGUGGACCCUAGGAAGGAUUUGUCCUGGCACUCCCUCCGCCAACAUGUGACCACAGACGGGGUUCACGCCAAAGACAAUGUCCGUCCCGGAUCAAACACGGCCGAAACAUUUUCCGAGGCUGUGAAGCUCCUAAAGGGAGAGUACUGUGUGAGAGCCAUUGACAAAAUGAAAAUGGACCAAGCACUCAUCUUUUGCCGGACCAAGAUUGACUGUGAUAAUUUGGAAGAGUAUCUCGUGACGAGAGGUGGUGGCCCACGAAGUGUGAGCAAUCCGUACACUUGUGUCUGUCUGCACGGGGACCGAAAACCAGCAGAGCGAAAAGAAAACUUGGAACGGUUCAAGAAAAAAGACGUGAAAUUUCUCAUUUGCACGGAUGUUGCUGCCAGAGGACUCGACAUUUCUGGACUUCCUUUCAUGAUAAACAUAACUCUGCCCGAUGAGAAGUCCAACUACGUUCACCGGAUUGGGCGAGUAGGUCGUGCAGAGCGGAUGGGCUUGGCAAUUUCGUUGGUGGCCACAGUUCCGGAAAAGGUGUGGUAUCAUGGGCAGUGGUGCUCGAGUCGUGGAAAGAACUGUUGGAACACGAACCUCACUGAUCGCAAGGGCUGCUGCGUCUGGUACAAUGAGCAACAAUACUUGGCCGACAUUGAAGAACAUUUGAUUGUUACGAUUCCACAAGUAGAACCAGACAUGAACAUUCCGUGUGAUGAAUUUGACGGCAAAGUGGUUUAUGGUCAAAAGCGAUCUUUACAAGAUGCCUGUGGGAAGUACCACCUCACGGAGACAGCGUCAUCCCUUCAGCAGCUAACACGUCUUGAGAAAGAGACACAGAAUUUCUAUCUAACUCGACAAUUAGCCCCAAAUCUCGCAAUAAAGUAAUGAUGGAUUAUGGAUUAUAUGUUUAUCAAUUUUACUCGAGUUGUACGAUAUAUCAUAAGUAAUGCUUAUUAUUGUUACUAAAUCACUGAUCGUUUUUUGUAAACUAACCCUCCAUAUAUGUGCAUGAUAUGUAUUAUGCACAGCUAUUUACCAAAAAGUGGAAUAAAUAAAAUAAAUACACCAGAA